Paramuricea clavata is the source of this 6982-nucleotide messenger RNA. The record is from the annotation of a GenBank genome assembly. Lineage: Eukaryota; Metazoa; Cnidaria; Anthozoa; Malacalcyonacea; Plexauridae.
GUGUUCAUGGCACAGAAGAGAAAUAGGGUUUUUGUUUACAAACAAUAUGGCUUUAAUAAUGAAUACAUUUAUCUGUGAUUUAUAUUUAUUGAUGUAUUUCUGUAAUGAUCGAUAUACUAUGAAAGGAUGAAUCUUUCCUUUGCAGGUUGUGGUUUUCACGGCAUAUAUCAUUUCGGUGUGAUAUCGUGCCUACAACGUCAUGGUAAAAAUAUUAUGAAAGAUAUACGCGGCUAUGGCGGUGCUUCUGCUGGUUCCCUAGUAGCCGCAUUGCUGGCAACAUCUACACCUCUUGAACAUGACCUUCAAUUUUCCACGGAACUGGCUACCAAGGUCCGCAGGUAUUUUUUGGGUGCAUUGAAUCCAUCAUUUAACCUGAUGCAACAUCUUGAUGAUGGCUUGCAGAGAUUCCUACCACAGGACGCACACAAACGUGCUAAUGGGAAGCUAUACGUUUCCGUUUCAAGAUUUCCUCAGUGUGAAAAUUCUAUUGUGUCGCAAUUUGCGUCGCGGGAUGACCUUAUACAGGUAAAUAUGACAGUUCCAGGCCAAUCUACUGUAUUGGGUGCAGUGGUGGAAGCUAGCCAUCGCAACUAGUCAUGCUAUGCUAUCCAAAUAGGGUGAAGACAGUACAUUUCUAAAGGUUUGAAUAAUGCAAAACAUUAAAAAUGUGCAUAGCAUGACCUGUUGCUAUGACUACCUACACGGCUGAUUGAGUGGCUAAGUGCAUGUAUUCUGUGUGGAACCAGGACACAUUCAACAGCUAGUAUAUUAUAUUCAUAAGUAUGUUUAUUGGUAUUCAUAAGUAUAUAUAUAUAUAUAUAUAUAUAUAUAUAUAUAUAUAUAUAUAUAUAUAUAUAUAUAUAUAUAUAUAUAUAUAUAUAUAUAUAUAUAUAUAUAUAUAUAUAUAUAUAUAUAUAUAUAUAUAUAUAUAUAGAGAGAGAGAGAGAGAGAGAGAGAGAGAGAUAUAUAUAUAGAGAGAUAUAGAUAUAGAUAUAGAUAUAGAUAGAUAUAGAUAUAGUCAUUCACCGUAUAUGAGCUGUUCUGCAAUCUGAUUGGUUGAAUUACUCGCCGUAUAUCAGCUCAUAUACGGCAAGUAGUGAAAAAGUAGUGAAAAACAAGAUGGCUGCCGAAAAACUACAUGAGUUUUGCGAAGCAGGAAAAAGGAAAAUAUUCACUUUGAGAAAGAUAAUAAUACAAGGAAAAACUCAUUUAAUUUUCAAAAAACAGCAAUUGAAGAAUUACUAGAUGCGAACCAAAAAUAAUUACUGCAACUUUCCAUGUUUAUCAUGUUGCACCCUUCACACCUUGUCACCCCCAUGUCUUGUCACCCCACUGCCCUAUAACAGCCCUCCUUGUUAUCGUUUCACUUCCACACCACUGAAUAAACCUAUUAUGUGUGUUAAAUAAAUAUACAGUGAUCAAAACACUGUGUUAAUAAACCUGUUAUGGAAUAUAUACAGGGUUCGUACGGGUCCUGGAAAACCUGGAAAGUCAUGGAAUUUCAAUAUUCCAAAAUCCAGGCCUUGAAAUCCUGGAAAAUCAUACAUAACAUUAACGAAGUAUUUUACUUAUUUCAAUUUACCAGUCAUAACAAUAAUAUGAAUUGUUGUUAUAUAACGGAUUUUUGCAAGAGCGAAGUGAAUUUUGUUCUUUUAUUAUAUCUGUUAUCAUUAGAAUAUUAACGAAUUUCAGAAAUUCCAGACUUCCAGGUCAUGGAUUUUGAAAAAAUGGUCUUGGGAAGUCAUUGAAAAGUCAUGUAAUUUUAAAUGGGAGAAAGUGUACGAACCCUGUAUAUAGCUAUUUUGUAUUCUCUAACUAUUCUUAUUUUAUUUCACAGGUUUUAUUGGCUAGUUGCUACAUUCCAAUUUAUGGUGGGACUAAAGUCCCAAUAUAUAAGGGAGAGGUAUGUACAGUACUAUGUCAUUGUAUGUUAUAGGAGUUUAGAUAAAUUGAAUCAAUAUUAAUUAGUGUGAGGUGGUAGAAAUUACAGUAUAAUUGUAUGUUUUAGGUUUUUUAUAACCUUGUGGUAGUUGCUGAUAGAUGGGAAGAUGCAUUAUGUGAUGUUUGAUACAAAUUUAACCCAUUGAGUAUCAGCACUCUCCCCUUGACAAGUAAAAUUGUCUGGCACAGAGUAAAAUAAUAAAAUAGGGUACAUUGGGGUGCAAUGCAACUUAAUGGUUAACUUGACACAUGGCAGAUAUAGCCAGAUUAACUAGACACAUCCAGGCAGAUAGCCUGAUUAACCCAUUCAGUGCCAGCACUCUGCUCUUGAUGAGUAAAAUCGUCUGGCAUUAGACAGAAUAAAUUAAUAAAAUAAUAAAUAGGACGCAUUGUGGCGCGCAACGCAACUUAUUAAUGGUUUAAUUUAAAACCAAUUUGGCAAUUUCACAAGUAUUCAUCAAGUUUUCAUUGCUUUGUGCUAACAAAAAUGCAUCUUUGCAAGAUGUUAAUGUAUAUUUAUAAUGUUUAUUACUUAAUUAAUGGUUUCAUAAUUCACAUCAAAUGCUGUCAGGAAUAGUGUAAUGAAGUGUAAUGAAGAAUACACAGUACACAACUUCUGCAGAGCUUCGCUAGUAUAUUGCUUUUGGGCAAAAUAGCAAUCGGGGAUACUGUACUCGGAAAACGUCAAUUUAUUUUUCACAUUUUAGAGUCUUAAUUGGCUAUGGCUAUACAGGACCUACUGUACAACAAUUAAGACUAAUUAAGAUCAUUAUUAGUGAGCUUAAGCAAGCGACGUUUUAGUCAACACGAACGUCACCUGAAAAUUGCUGUAACAAAUUUUACGGCAUUUUGCAUCAUAGCGCUCAUGUAAUAAAGCAAAAAACUUUAAAAGUCUUAUGUUUUCUCAUAUCGGUUGAAGAUUAUCAGUUACCACAGACUGACACAAACACAGGUCCCCGGUCUACAGUCCCCCUCGGAAAUCUGAUCGCCGUCCGUGUUGACAAAACACAUGUGACGGUGCCGGGGGGGGGGGGUCCAAAUCUACUGGGGGGUCCAAAUCCGCUGAGACACCGGACGAAUUUGGAACCGGGCUAAGGGAACUGAUAGUGGGCCUGCAACCAUCGCCCGGUAUUUUGUAAUACGCCCCUUUUCAUAACACGCCCCAUUCGCGCGUCAAUUGUCAAAGAAGAACCAAUGACAGCAUCCAAAUAUUAACAAACAAACUCGCAUUAAAAUGUUGCGGGGUUUUCUCUGCUUAUUCAGAACACUAAUAAACAAUGUGUAAAUGGCUGCGUUUUAACUCCAAAAAAGCAAGCAACGCAGUCAGUAAUUGCCAAAUUUGCAAGUGCUCAUUUUCAACUAAAGUCGGAACAGGCAAAUUAGGACGAAUUUCAACAGAAAACCAGUCUCAAACUUCAAAUCAUGAGGGAAGUCGUGCGACCACAUUAGGAUUUAUAUUAUGUGUGCUUCGCUGUCGCCAUUAGCAUUGUUAUAAAUAAAUUGUCUCACUUAUCAGAUCGUGUGUGCAAUUCUUGUUGGCGGCGGAAAGUACGAAAUUUAUUUCAUUUAUUUCAUUUGGUAAAGAACUCUACAAAAGAAGAGAGCGUUCCGAGUCCAGAUCGUUUCGUUUCAAACUGCAAUUUAAUACCGCCUUCUGUUUCGCUCUCUCAGCGAAGCCUUGUAAAUCGCAAAGUGUUUCGAAUAGGCUUACAGUCCUUACAUGCAACUGCAUCUCAACAUCAACCAAAAGAUAAUUUUCUUGAGGAAGUGAGAACACAUAACGUAUCAACUGAAGUCUGUUUGAAAUUAAUGAAACUCAAGUAAAGGUUACUAUAGUUUACCCCAGUCGUAAUUUGCUAUUCCAACACCUCACGACAAGCAAUCCCCAUUGGCAUAACGGCAAAAACAUGUCUUCCUUCAAGUAAACAAUAAACAGUCUGUUCUUGUUCCAUUUGUAAUCGAAAAGUAAUCAAUUUUCAAAUUUUAAGCUUAUCGAGAGCCUUUGUCUAUGCCUUUGUCUAUGCCACUGUUCCCUUGGGCCUGCACGCUAGGUUAAUUAAUUACCGAUCGCCUCAGCUAGCCAAUGGGAAUUUAGCCGGCGGUUCGGCCGGCGAAAAUCGAAAACAUGGGGUGAUGGUUGCAGGCCCACUAUCAGUUCCCUUGGGCCUACACGCAGGCUAGAUGAAUUUGAGAGCCCCUAACAGAACGAAUUCGCGUGUAAACAGGAGGAAAAAGAACGAAUUUCAGACCGGUCCCAAAUUCGUCCGGUACCGUGUAAAUGGGGUCUGAGCUCCCUAUUAUUACGACUCUUUGGUACAAGACAAGUUUUUGUACUGUACGUCUGAUAUUGUUGAAACGUUUAUAAGUAUUUUCUCUAUAUUAAAAAGCGCGUGAGUCAUUUUUAACACUGAGCGCCUCAACAUUUCUUUUAAUAAUCAAAUAGCAUUGCUAAAUUAAGUACGGUUUUAAUGAAAUCCGCUGACCGCGUACUGUGGAAACGGAUACCCGCGAAGACACCAACACUCAAUAGCGACCACAUUUUAUAAAAUUAGCAAAAACACUACGCAAAAAAGCGCCUUAAAGUUUAUUAUUAACUUUUCGUCCAUUUUUAGGAGCUGCCUCGCUGCGUCGAUUCUGGACAGACCGACUGACUAGAAACAGAAUAUUUUUUCUUAUAGCUAAUGAACAGUGCAUACAUGUGUAAACAGUUUUUUGACAAUUCUUCACAGCUUGUGUUGCAAGUUAGUUGCACCAAUUUUGUUGCACGUAAUACUGUACUUUCCCAUAGAUGCACAUACAUUCACAUUUACUAAAUUUAAGGUUUCAGAUGGAAAAAAUUUCGAACUUCUAUGACCUCACUGUCUUUUUGUCGAAGAAACUCAUCCAUCAUAUUUAUUUUUGCCCUUCAUAAAAUAUUUUAUCCUGAAAAAAAUUCUUUGAUAAAUAAUUAUUUUAACUUUAGUCGACAAUUAACAAUUUCUGAGGUACUUGCAGGCACGGUAUUUAAUUUAUUUCAAUAAAUUGCAAAAAUCGGAAUUUUUUCAUGUAUAUUUAUUUAUUUUAAUGGUAUAUUUGGUACACUAUAUUAUUAAAUAACAUGUAUAUAACGCAUGCUCUGAUUGGUCCAAACCCGUGUUUGGAUCAGGCUAUCCAAAAACGGAAAUUUAUAGUGAAAGUUUUUUAAAGUGGAAUUUUAACACGGAAAGUUGUUAUUUUAUAAAACAAUUACUUUAUGGUUUCCGUUCAGUUUGGAUGGCCUGAUUUAAGCGCGCAAAAUCACUCGCCUUCGGCUCGUGUUUCGCGCGCUUUUCUUAACUCUCGCAACAUUCCCGCGUGUUUGGAUUAGGUCAUCCAAACACGGAAACCAUAAAGUAACUGUAUAGUGUUUAAUGUAGUCUUUACAAAAUCAUCCCUAUAUCCGAGCUUACCACGUAUGCGCUGCAUGGUCCACUGAUACUGUAUCAAUCCGUUGCAUGGUGCAUGGAUACUGUAUUAAUCCAUUUCUAAUGCAUUUUUUCACAGAAAUUGUUUGAUGGUGGAUUCUCCGACAACCUACCUGUAUUUGAAACAGGGAAAACAAUCCGUGUUUCACCAUUCUGUGGAGAUUUCGAUAUAUGCCCGGAAGAUAAACACUCCUACAAGCUUUUUACUGCAGAACUUGUUAAGAACAUGAAUGUCGUAGUUAACUUCCAAAACAUGGAACGUGGUUUUCAAGCGUUAUUUCCACCGUCAAAAAAUGAUCUACAGAAGAUUUACAAGCACGGAUAUAACGAUGCGUUGAAAUUUCUUGGUAUAUUUGUUUCUAAAUAGUCAACAAUUGUAAACUGUAAAGUAAAGUCUUCGGAUAGGUCUGCACAAGCAACAACCAUGUUUUAUUUUCAAACAAAAUUCCUAUAAGGAGGUGGAAAAGUGACGUAAAACGAUGCUUAAUGAUCCAAGCCCGUUACUAAUAAAGACAAAGAACCGGAAAAUAAAUUAAACACGCCAAAUUAUUGAGGAAAAUGGAUUCAGGUGAAGUGAACCAAUUGUAUAUUAUACUCCUUAAAAACUCUGGAUCAACCCUCUGGAUCAUUAAUUCUCGAUCACCGGUCAUUAAUUAUAGGGGGGGGGAGGGCUGGUGCAAAUGAAAUAUACCAUGCUCAUUUUUUUCUGACCCUCCCCCCAAAGUGAUGCGCACUUUUGUCCGAAACCCCCCCCCCGCCAGCGUUUUUAUGGUUCGUACCUUAUAAUUUAAAUCGUCAUUUUUUGGUGUAAAAUAAGUAAUGGACAUGGACAAAUAUACUGGUGUAAGACAUUGUGUAGCCUAAAUAAUUAGAGGACAUGUUUUCAAAAUGGUUGUUAUUUAAGGCACUGUUACACUAUGCAAUUUGUCUCGCAAUUUUGUUGCAACACAAGUUGCACAUCCCUCUUGCAACUAGUCUCGCAAUGUUUAUACAAUGAGUGGUUUCCUAUUGACUUUUGACUGACAAUAUGGCACCAAACGUUAACACUCACAUGGAACAUAUUGCUUGGUGUAACAUCCCUUGCAAUGUAAUCCUGAAAUCGUUUUUCUUAACAUUGCAAGACAAGUUCCGAAACAAGUUGCUUAGUGUAACAGCGCCUUUACUCCGACUCCUAUGGUAAACAUAUACGUAAAUAAACUAUGGAAACUACGAUUUAUAUAGGAACUAAAAGAGGUGAAAUAUUUUGUGGGCUACGAUAAAGACGAGAGAUUGAAAAUGAGUAGGAAAGGCAACCCUGAAUACGUUUCAACCUAACAGUCUUCCGCAGGGUUUUUUUAAGGGGGGUGUAAGCAGAAUUUGCAGAGGAGAAGGAAGGAGAGUUUAGGAGUUUGGAUAAUAAUGUGAGGCCAAGAGAAAAACAAAUUAUUACGAAGUUAUUGAAAAUAGCCAAUUACACAGCAACAAAAAUGAAAGAUGGAAAGAUAGUGAAAACGAUAUAACUACAUAAACUGCUACAUGUAUUAGUUAAGUUAUCCUACCAAAGGUCUUGUUGGUGCGAGACAUUCCAACAUCACGUAUUUUAUUGUUUUGAAAUAGAG